This is a messenger RNA of Varanus komodoensis (Komodo dragon), 1191 nucleotides long. RefSeq names its product B and T lymphocyte associated (gene BTLA). The record is from RefSeq and is a predicted model, not a curated record. Gene Ontology annotation, cellular component: plasma membrane. NCBI's taxonomy places the organism in Eukaryota, Metazoa, Chordata, Lepidosauria, Squamata, Varanidae. Gene Ontology annotation, biological process: immune response-regulating cell surface receptor signaling pathway. Gene Ontology annotation, molecular function: signaling receptor activity. The coding region runs from base 14 to 829 and encodes 271 amino acids. The transcript is spliced from 5 exons.
CGCAGUUGGUUUCAUGCUGCCCUUGCUCUUUAUGAUGCUGAUGUUCAAUAGUUCAUGGGCAUCUGGCAGUGAGACUCAGAACUGCAGCAUCUCUGUUACUGUUCCGAGAGGCACCCAGUUCAACAUAAUGCCUGGCACUUCCAUCAUGCUACAAUGUCCAGUGCUGUAUUGCACAGAGCAGCCUGCAAUGAGCUGGUAUAGGUACAAUGAAGUCAGUCAGAUGUUCUUAAUUUUGCAGCAGGAACAAAGGCACUCAGUCUCAUGGAUAAAUGAAAGCACUUUUGUUUUGAAUUUUGCAUCUUUUUAUAAGAACGACAGUGGAAGCUAUCAUUGUGAAGCUACCAUGAAGAAGCAGAAAUGGAAGAGCCAUGUAAUACAAGUGAGUGUUCAAGAUCCCAAUAACCUCACGAAAUUGGAAAAUGCUAACAAUACGAUAGAAGGUCAUGGAGCCACUGAAAAGACAAAGGCGAUUCUUCUGUUUGUCCUUCCAUCCCUGGGAGUGCUGUGCCUCCUCGCUUUUUGCUUCUCUGGCCUUCACUGUUUCAUAAGGAAGCGUCAAGUGAAAAACAAGAUGAAUUCAUCAAGCUCAGAACAUGAAAUGAAUGUGGUUCUGGAUGGUGAUGCUGUCUAUGGCAAUCAAGACAUUUGCAGGAAAGCCACACCAAAUCCAACAUGCAAUGAAUCGGUUACCAGUGCACACCAACUCAAAUCUGAAAACCAGGAUACCCUUGUCUAUGCAACACUCAGCCAUGGGGAACCUUUGCAGAAAAGUGAACCUUUGCUAGAAACAGUAUUCUCAGAAUAUGCAACCAUUGGGAUGGAGCAAUAAUGUACACAACUGUUUAGCAUCAUGUUACAUCUUUCACUGUGGCCCAGGAAGCACUGCUGUGAACAUUAGUAGGUUCAUGUAUAUCACACAGUCUAUUUCUGCCAGCAACAUUCUUUUGGUGAUGCUUAUUUUUCUGGUAUUAUCAUAAACAUAACAAAUGAAUCUCCUAUAGGGAGGGAAUUUGUGCAUCACCAAAAAAAGAGCAAGUGAAUCACCAAAAAGCUGGAAGAAAGCACUAUUUGCAUAUGUUAGUUUAUAUGUAUAGACAUAAGUUUUGGAGGAAUUAUAGAACAGAACACAUUUCACCAUAGCAGGCAGGAAGAUGGUGACCUGUGUGUCUGCCAUCCAAAUGCUUUCUGUGG